Molecule: messenger RNA, 312 nt
Organism: Rangifer tarandus platyrhynchus (Svalbard reindeer)
Lineage: Eukaryota; Metazoa; Chordata; Mammalia; Artiodactyla; Cervidae
Source: the annotation of a GenBank genome assembly
AUGGGGGCUGCCCAAGGACAGCAACACGUUGGCUGCUCAGUGACCAAAUGUGAAUUUUUUUCCCUAGAAACCGGAGCAAAGAGGCCCAGAGAACAUGGUUUCAUGGUGGGAGCAGGAAUUGAAAAGUGCGGAUGCCGGGCUGGACAGCCAUCCUUCCCACGGAGCACAGCAAUGAGCGAUCAGACACCUGCAGCCGCUGAGAUGAGGCGCACGAGCAGAUGGACAGAUGGGACAGGCCACCUGCGGGACGGGUCUCGUCCCAGCGCCCCCGUCUUCCCGAGUUCCCUGGAUCCAGCUGUUCUUGGGUUCUAG